AUACGUACUUCACUACAUAGGUCACUUAGAUUUUAAUUUAAUGAAAAGUAUCCUACUUUAGCCUUAUUUCUGCAUAACUAAAUCUGUAGCUAAUAAGAUACACGUUCUUUCGUGAUGCCUUCUUUUUCAAGACUUCAAAAAAUAGCUAUUAUCAGUUUGGGGGCCGUUGGAGGCGGUCUAACGUAUUAUCAGUUAAAUAGUAAACAGGAGAGGAAAUACGGUGUGCAUAAUUCGUGGACUACAAAUUAUUCUCCUAGUGUAAAAUGGGAUUCUAACUGGGAUCACCGGGACCCAAAAGCUAUUGUCAAGCCUCCAAAGAACGGCAAACCAGAAGAAGACAACAAAUAUAAUGAGGAGCUGGAGAAGGCAAAGAGCAAAGCUGUGCGGCACAUAUUUAUGAUCAGGCAUGGCCAGUACUUUGUCGACGGAGCUACUGAUAAAGAGAGGGUACUUACAGAGUUAGGCAGGAAGCAAGCAGACUUGACAGGGCAACGGUUAGCAUGCCUAGACAUAAAGUGGGACCUUCUAGUCCGUUCUACAAUGACACGAGCACAAGAGACAGCCACACUCAUUCAGAAACAUCUUCCCACUGACUUGGAGGUGAUCAACUGCUCCUUGAUCGAAGAGGGUGCUCCGAUACCUCCAGAGCCUCCAGUUGGCCAUUGGAGGCCUGAACCAAAACAGUUCUUCCAGGACGGUGCUCGGAUAGAGGCGGGCUUCCGCCGCUACUUCCACCGCGCGUCGCCCGACCAAGAUCGAGACUCGUACACUCUCCUCGUGUGCCACGCCAACGUCAUACGAUACUUCGUGUGCAAAGCGCUCCAAUUCCCACCCGAAGCGUGGCUCCGGAUAUCAUUGAACCACGGCUCCAUCACGUGGGUGUCCAUCAUGCCCAACGGGAACGUGGUGCUGCGAUCGCUCAGCGACACAGGCUUCAUGGAGCCCAAGUGUGUCACUAGCCGAAAUUCAUUCUUGCGAGACGCGAAGAAGAAUAUCUUAGAAGACUAGUUAAAAGGUAACACAAAAUACGUCUGAACAAUGAACAUGGCCUCGAAUCAUGAUCUAAAGUCGUCGUCAUGGAGACUAUAUAAAGGAGCCAAAUCUCUAUGUAUGAAAAGUGUCCAUCAGAAAACAGUAAUUAGGCGGCGCCACCAUACACCGAAAUACUACCAAAAAAACCUACGUAAUUUGGUCGGGUUAUUUGUUGCCUUAUAUGGUUCAUGUUAUACUAAUGUCCCAGAGCCUAACUAGCGCCACCGGAGAAAUUAGGAACUAUUAUUUACAACUGAAAGCUGGUCACUUUUGCAAUAGUUCUGCCAUAAGAGAUUGUCGUCCUUUCUAUACCAUCCAUAGUCGUCGUGAAUAGAACUUGCAAAUAAUGUAAACAAAUACUUAGGAAAAGAAUACCAUAUUUGUUUAAUAGUUUGCCCGAAGCCAUAAGAUGUGAAAAUAAGAAGUCUAAAUUUAAAUCUAUGUUAAAAAUACACUACCUCAAUAAUUUGUAGUAAUUGCACUACUAUAAAAUUAAGUUAAGUACAUAUGUAACUAGAGACUGAUGAUCCCACAGUCAAACUCAUUAUUGAGUUUUGCGGGGCUAUGAUUAUUGUAUGAAUACUCUGUAUUUUAUUAAAUAAAUAAAUAAUAAAUAAAAAUAUGACACAUUUUGUUAGCAUUUGACACAUAACGUAAACAUUUUACGAAGGUUAUUUUCCCUAAAAUAUUAAUAAUUAACAUUUAAUUUAACUAAAAAUUUAUAUAAAUAAAAUAUUUAAGUAUUGAGACUGUUGAUAGGGUCAUGGUUGUCCUUUUAAAGAGCGAGAUUACGAAGUAACGAAGGUAAAAUGGUUUGUUUACAUUAUUAGCAAGUUCUAUUGACGACGAAUUUAAUGCGUUUGGGUCAUGCACGUGCAGGAUAAAAGUUGCCUCUUCCGUUCUCGAAAUGUAAGGUUCAUGAAGCUUAAUUUUUGGUUGUGACUUACCUAAAACCGUCCCGAGUUUGGGCUUCGCCAAAACUGUACUCAUUUUUUGACCAAAUUUCUUAACUUUUGGGGGCAGAAAAGAUAAGUUAGAACCUUAAUUCGUGUAUGGCUCACAAAGGGUGUAGCAGGAUAUAGCCUUUGGAAAAUUGCCCCCAGAGAUUUUUGUUCAAAACUAUUACCAGAUGAUGCCCCGUGAGGAAAAAUAUUCAUACAAAUUUUCAACCCUCUACUGCCCCCUGGAACCUGACGGCAUCCAUUUAACCCUAAAACGUUUUUAUUUAUUUUCUCCUAAACUAUGUAAAGCCUGACCAGUAAUAUACAAUUGUCAAGGGGGCGCUGUUCAUUCUCAUGUAUAGGGUGACAGUUCAUAUAUUACUGGUCAGGCUUUAAUAACCGACUGAUUUCAAAUUUUACACACAUAUUACUUUAACCUAAAGGUAUUGUUUAAAAAAAUAAAAGCCUAAACCUUUUCCUUCUUGAAAAAACAACAUAAUAACUUUGUAACCUGAACAAAAAAAUAGAAAAUAGGGAGCAGCAGAGGGUUUAAAAUUUGUAUGAAAUAUUUUCUCCUCACGGGGCAUCACCGCACCUGGUAAUAGUUUUGAACUAAAAUCUCUGGGGGCAAUUUUUCAAAGGCUGUCCUAUGAGUUUUCUCUUGUUAAGACUAUGAGGAAUGGCAUCUUUAAACCUGCAUGUAAACUUUUUGAGAAAUGAACUAGCAUCUUCUUUUGUAAAACCUUUCACCGUCAUAAAUGUCUUAUAUUUUUUUUUUAAGCGAUCUUGUUCCUAGAGAUACAGAUGAUAUCUAGAAACUAACUAACCCGUUAGUAUAUAAUAUACUUAAGUCAUUGUAAUCGCUUUGAGCUAUUGGCCUUGAAAGGGAUCAUGGUUAUUGAUUGUCAUGAAAGGGAUAAUGAAUUAAUUAUUUUUAUGUACUUAAGUACAAAAUGUAAUAUCUACCGUAAAUCGUUGGUUUAAGUAUACCAGUUUCUUUUAUACCAAUUCUGUGCUUACAAUUUCAUAAUAUACCUAAUAUCUAAAGCUUAAGUAGGUAUUUAAUUGGUACUUAUUUUGCUGCCACUUAAGUUCCUCAAAAUAUUUGCUUUAGAUUGAUUUCAGUACAAAGUUUAAACACUGCCAAUUUCAUACCAGUUAUGUGUACCUCAGUAAUGAGGGACCGAGGAAGAAGAAUAUGUACCUAAUAUGUGUGUAAAUACGUAACUCGGUAGUAAAAACUAAAAAUACGAAGUCAAUUAAGUAAAUGCAACUGAUAGAUUUUUCGUUAAUAUUAUGUUCUUGAAGUUGAGAAACAUUCAGCCUUUUUCAUUGAAGCGCGUAGUUGUUAAUUCAAAAUGUAUGCUUAAAUUAAUGUGCCGAUUUGUAACAGGUAGUUUGGUAAAAAAAAGGUAAUCAAACAAAACCACGUGACAGUCAUAAGACCAAUGAUAUAAUAACACAGAUACAAAAAUGUAGUUUUACAUCUAUGGAUCAUCUUUAGCUCACAGGUCAAGUUAUCGAGUUUUGUUUGUUUGCAUUCUUUAAAAUGUUUGUACUGAAUAUGCUUGUGCCGCACACUUGUGGAAUCCCGCCUUAAUAGAAUAUCUUCAGACAGAGAGAAAGGGUAAAAACGGGACCCUAUUACUAAGACUCCGCUGUCCGUCUGUCACCAGGCUGUAUCUCAUCAGCCGUGAUAGCUAGACAGUUGAAAUUUUCACAGAUGAUGUAUUUCUGUUGCCGCUAUAACAACAAAUAAGUACUAAAAAUUACGGAACCCUCGGUGCGCGAGUCCGACUCGCACUUGGCCGAUUUUUUUUUAUAUUUGAACAAACCCAAGUUGUAAUUUAGCCCUGAUACCUCAACGCGAAAUGUAGGUUAGCUGUAAGUACCUAUUGUAUUGUAUAUAUAAGUC
Cydia strobilella is the source of this 3888-nucleotide messenger RNA. It is a transcript of the gene Pgam5, whose product is annotated as serine/threonine-protein phosphatase Pgam5, mitochondrial. The record is from RefSeq and is a predicted model, not a curated record. The coding region runs from base 115 to 1008 and encodes 297 amino acids. Gene Ontology annotation, biological process: peptidyl-threonine dephosphorylation; positive regulation of mitochondrial fission. Gene Ontology annotation, molecular function: protein serine/threonine phosphatase activity. The transcript has 6 exons. Gene Ontology annotation, cellular component: mitochondrion. Lineage: Eukaryota; Metazoa; Arthropoda; Insecta; Lepidoptera; Tortricidae.